This is a messenger RNA of Erinaceus europaeus (western European hedgehog), 5342 nucleotides long. It is a transcript of the gene TRIB2, whose product is annotated as tribbles pseudokinase 2. The record is from RefSeq and is a predicted model, not a curated record. Gene Ontology annotation, cellular component: nucleus. NCBI's taxonomy places the organism in Eukaryota, Metazoa, Chordata, Mammalia, Eulipotyphla, Erinaceidae. Bases 2197 to 3228 code for a protein of 343 amino acids. The transcript has 5 exons. Gene Ontology annotation, molecular function: ATP binding; protein kinase activity; mitogen-activated protein kinase kinase binding. Gene Ontology annotation, biological process: protein phosphorylation; regulation of MAP kinase activity; positive regulation of proteasomal ubiquitin-dependent protein catabolic process.
AAGCGGGAGCGCGCGGGCGGGGGCGCGCCUGGGUCCCCGCGCCGAGAUCCCGGCCACGUCAGUGACUAUUAAUAUCGCCUCGCCGGCACCGGCCACCCCUGCCAUUGUACAUACACGCCUGCCUGCCUCCGGGAGCAAAGGAUCCAACCCAAGGAGGAAGAAGAGGAGCCUGCCUUUCUCUUUCUUUUUUUCUUUCUCCCCCCCCCCUCCAAAAAAAAAACAAAACAAACCCAGUGCAGGAGCAAUCGCAGCUCAGGGGAGGGGAAGCCGAGUGCCGGCACCUCGUUCGGCGGCGAGCUGCAGCCACCAGCGGGAAGGGGACGCGGCCGGGCGGCAGGGUUGGGGGUGCCCCCCCCGCCCCCCCGGUGCCGGCGCCCUGAGCGCCCAGGGAGGCCGGAGCCCACUGAGCUGCCCCGGGCUGGGCCGGCCACACUCGCCGCCUCCGGAGGAGGGGGACCUGGAGCUGGACCCAGGCAGCCGGAGAGACGGCAUGCGCCGGUGCUGACCCUGCCUGCGGCCCGGUCCGCUGGGCCAGCACCCAGCCCGCCCUCCCAGACCCCUGGGUCGGCACUCAACCCCCUGGGUCAGCACCCAGCUCUCCCGGCCCCCUGGGUCAGCACCCGGCUCUCCCGGCCCCCUGGGUCAGCACCCAGCUCUCCCGGCCCUCUGGGUCGGCACCCAGCCCUCUCGGCCCCCUGGGUCAGCACCCGGCUCUCCCGGCCCCCUGGGUCAGCACCCGGCUCUCCCGGCCCUCUGGGUCAGCACCCAGCUCUCCCAGCCCCCUGGGUCAGCACCCGGCUCUCCCGGCCCUCUGGGUCGGCACCCAGCCCUCUGGGCCCCCUGGGUCAGCACUCAGCCCGCCCAGCCCCCUGGAUUGGUACCCAGCUCUCCUGCCCAGCCCCCUGGGUCAGAGCCCAUCUGUCCUGGCACCCCUGGGUCAGCACCCGGCCCACCACCCCCUGGGUCGGCACCCAGCCCGCCGGCACCCGCAGCCUUUUGUCGGCAGCCCUGGCCGCUCCAAGUUAAAUGCGCCCUGGCUCUGCUUUCUUCUUUCUUUUUUGUCUGUUUAAUUUUUCCGAGAGCACUUGAGAACUUGGAAAAACCUCAGACGCCACCUACAGUCGGAGCGGAGGUAACUGCCGGGUCUGCCAGGCACCCCCUCUUCCACGCCCCCCACCCCCACCCUUCCCACCAAAAAAGGGGGCCACGCGGAUGCCGUCUGCCGGGCGGCGCGCGAGCCGGGAGCCCCGCGCUCCUUUCCUCCUCUCUCUUUUUGUUCGGUCCCCGCGGCAGUGAGAGCCGGGCUCCCUGCAGAUCCGGCGGAUCCUCGGCAGAUCCUGGCAGAUCCCCGAGGAUCCACGCAGAUCCCCGGCAGAUUCCCGCGGAUCCCCGUGGCUGUGAGAGCCGGGGACCCAGCAGAUCCACAGGAUCCCCGCGGACCGUACCGCCCAGGCAGCGCUUCUCCGCCCGCCGCGACUCGGAAGCCAGAGCCAGAGCCGGAGCCGGAGCCGGAGCGGGGAGCCCGGCUGCGCUACGACCCUCCUGCGGGGAGAGGAAGGCGCUCCACUACGCGGCAGAGGCAGAGUGCGGAGCCCUGCACCCGCUGGUCACCUCGGGGUAACAAGAGUGCGGAGCCCUGCACCCGCUGACCAUCUCUGGGGUAACAGAGUGUGGAGCCCUGCACCCGCUGGCCAUCUCUGGGUCACAGAAUUGUGGAGCCCCUGCACCCGCUGGUCAUCUUUGGGGUAACAGAGUGUGGAGCCCUGCAUCAGCUGGUCAUCUUUGGGGUCACAGAAGUGUGGAGCCCUACAUCCUGCUAGUCAUCUUGGGGUAACAGAGUGUGGAGCCCUGCAUCAGCUGGUCAUCUUUGGGGUCACAUAAUUGUGGAGCCCUACAUCCUGCUAGUCAUCUUGGGGUAACAGAAGUGUGGAGCCCUGCACCCGCUGGUCAUCUUGGGGUAACAGAGUUGUGGAGCCCUGCAUCUUGCUGGCCACCUCGGGGUAACAAAGGCCCUGACUUGCUGGACCGAGCUCCCUGGCUUCGGGGGUCUCCUCUCUGUCCCCCGCCCCCGCGGGGACCCCUUCCUCCCCCAUCCUAAGUGGAGCCACUGCCUCGAGGUGCCAGCAGCCUCUCACUUCUCCAGCGGCUGUCUGUCUGUCAGUCCUUCUGUCUGUGGGCGCUGUGCGACCCCCACUCAUGAACAUACACAGGUCCACCCCCAUCACAAUAACAAGGUAUGGGAGAGCGCGGAACAAAACCCAGGAUUUCGAAGACUUGUCUUCCGUGAGGUCCGCGGAGCCCAGCCCGAGUUUUAGCCCGAACCUCGGCUCCCCGAGCCCGCCAGAGACCCCUAACUUGUCGCACUGCGUCUCCUGCGUUGGGGGGUACCUGCUGCUGGAGCCCCUGGAGGGGGACCGCGUGCUGCGUGCCGCGCACCUGCACAGCGGAGAGGAGCUGGUGUGCAAGGUGUUUGAUAUCAGCUGCUAUCAGGAGUCCCUGGCCCCAUGUUUUUGCCUGUCUGCCCACAGCAAUAUCAACCAGAUCACGGAAAUCAUCCUGGGGGAGACCAAAGCCUACGUGUUCUUUGAGCGCAGCUAUGGGGAUAUGCACUCCUUUGUCCGCACCUGCAAAAAGCUGAGGGAGGAGGAGGCGGCCAGACUGUUUUACCAGAUCGCCUCCGCCGUGGCCCACUGCCAUGAUGGGGGGCUGGUGCUCAGGGACCUCAAGUUGCGGAAGUUCAUCUUCAAGGACGAGGAAAGGACUCGGGUCAAGCUAGAGAGCCUGGAAGAUGCUUACAUUCUACGGGGGGAUGAUGACUCCCUCUCAGACAAGCAUGGCUGCCCGGCUUAUGUGAGCCCAGAGAUCUUGAAUACCAGUGGCAGCUACUCGGGCAAGGCAGCCGAUGUGUGGAGCCUAGGAGUGAUGCUGUACACCAUGUUGGUGGGGCGCUACCCUUUCCAUGACAUUGAGCCCAGCUCCCUCUUUAGCAAGAUCCGGCGUGGCCAGUUCAGCAUUCCAGAGACUCUGUCGCCCAAGGCCAAGUGCCUCAUCCGAAGCAUCCUGCGACGGGAGCCUUCGGAGAGGCUGACCUCCCAGGAGAUUCUGGACCACCCUUGGUUUACGACAGAUUUUAAUGUCUCGACUUCAGGCUGUGGUGCUAAAGAGGUGUCUGACCAGCUGGUGCCAGAUGUCAACAUGGAGGAGAAUUUGGAUCCUUUCUUUAACUGAGUUCAAGCUCCCACAGAUACUGAGCAGGUACCAGGAGCGAAAGAGGGCAGAGGAAGGGAGCUCUUCCAGGAAACACACCAUCUCCUGGACAGGGAGCAUAGAAGACACUCACACUCACCAUGUUUUUUGGUUUCAAAGAAGGAACACCUUCAAGGAGCUGACUGAACUUGUAGCAUGGGGCAGGAGAUAGGGGCCAGGGGUCAACCUGGGGCCAGGUCAUCUGGGUGGGACAAGCUACCACCACAUGUUUCCUGUUCCCCAGUGGAGUCUUGGGGAUGCCCCUGCCAGCUGGGCCACGUCUACCAUUCCCACUUUUCAUUUUGUUCCCAAAUCAUUGUAGACCCCGACAGAAUCAAAACUGCCUCGGACAUACAUCUUGGCAUUGCACUGUUAGCAUUUAACUUCUUGUCAUGUUUCAGGGAAGGUACAAUUAGCCAAGGAUUUCUUUUUUUUUUCUUUCUUUCUUUCUUUUUUUUUUUUUUUUUUUUUAGAUUUUUGCUUUCCUUUUUCUUAAAAACAAAACAAGCCAACAACCUAUCUGACAACUAAUGAGAUUCACUUAAAAAACAAAAAAUUCCGGUGCACACAGACUGACAUGAAACCUGGGUGCUAAACUAAAAAGAAAAGUCCAGUUUGUGUCUCUUAAUCUCUCUUCUCAAAGUCAUUUCUUCUACAUCAACUAUUGAAUAUCCUGGUCAGGAAAUGACACAUUAAUGCUUUGCUCCCUCAAGGGGGGGGUGGGGUGGGAAGGAUCUGUCUGUCCUUCAGCAAGAUGUUCUGUUCUGUGUCAAUUGCUUUGUGGCAGGAAGCUGCUAGAAGUCAAACUUCCAGAUGCAUUACGGCUAUCAUAGCGUCGAGAAAGAGGGAACAAAAGGAAAAGAAAUUCAACUCCUUCCUUCUUUUUUUGUUUUAAAUAAUGAGGGCUGGUGGCUGGUGUCACUCUUUGCUGAGCUAAGCGCUAGCCUGUGAGAGAGCAGGAAGCUCUUGGACUGGGAGCUUUUGCAUGUCUCUGAUCUCAACUAAACAUUUGGUCUUUGUCUCAUUGGAAGCAAAUGAAACAGAGCAGAUUGUCCCACUUGUAUGAAAUACAGGGCAGCUACGCCAGUUUCCUCUACAAAGAAUCAUCCCUUGGGCAUGGAAGGCUCUCCUUGGAUGGAAGAAAAGAACAAAAACAAAACAAAAUCCUCAGUAGAGACAAGCAAGAAGGGUAAUAAGCUGAAAGCUAGGAUGAUAUAAAUAAAAACAGCUCUCUAUCCCAAUACGCACCUUUGUAUUUUCAAAAACUCCUCUAUUUAUUAAGGAAAAUGUCACAUUGUGAUGUAUUAAGCCAGUACUUCAAUUACGGGUUGACUUGGGAUGACAUGUUACAUGCUAUAGUUAACAUAUAUAUAUAUUUUUUUUUUUUCUUGUUUGAUUAUCACUGUCCCUGAAAUAACAAUUUAUUUGGCUUAUUAUUUUUUUUCUAGAUAGCUUUCUUUGGUUUUGAGUGGCAUUUUUUUUCCCAUUAUGUCUUUUCUAUUGCUGUAUGAUACAGGACUCCUCCGGCAUCAACCUUUGUGUUUUCAGUACCUCAGUUGUUUCAAUUUGACUGCCUGUAUGCGUCUCGUGAACUGGUUAUGUUUUUGGGGUAGGUGACACAUGGACUCUAGUGUAAAUGUUACUUGAAUCAGUGCUUCAUUAUUGUGCGUGGCAUGUAUGUGACAACCUUGGAUGCUUCAUGCCUGCCCUGCAGGCUCCACCCCCACGUGCCCAGGAGGGCGGCUCAAUCCUUCAUAGUCGGGAGACAGGUGGCCAUGGAUUUGCCCUGGAUUCUAUUUUGAUAAUGUCAGCUAUGACAGAGAGAGGCGUUUUACAAUCUGAAGAUGGUGCUGUGUCAAGAAGGACCUCUUUCUUCUUCUUUUUCUCCUCCUCCUCCUCCUCCUCCUCCUCCUCCUCCUCCUCCUCCUCCUCCUUCUUCUUCUUCCCAUCCCUCUAAUUUUUAGGGACCAGGAAGGAGGAAAGAUGGAUGUCAUAUGCAUGGCAGGAAUCUAUGGCCUCUGGUGCUUUGUUGUAUUUGGUUUAAUGUUUUUGUCCUAAUCUCUUCAGUCAAUAAAAUUGUGCGUAUUUAACUAAAA